GGACACGGAGGACGGCACCGCCCUCUUCUUACUUCAGGCUCUUCUGACGUGCAGCUGAAAACCAGUCGCGGCCCCUUUAAGCAGGCUGCCGGUGGACAGCUCCGUCGGCCUUCGCGCGGCGCGGUGCACGCCGGGAACUGUAGUUUCUAGAGCCGGCCGGCCAGUCUCCUUCUAGUAGGUGCGUAGCCUCAGAGCCAGAAAACAGCAACGGCCUCCGACAGGGAGGUCACGGUUUGCCCAAAACGCCGUGCCUCGGACAGGAAGGACGCCUGUCUGCACUGCACUCAGAGAGCCGGAGACUGGGCGAGCGUCCCAGUUUGCCAAAGUGAGCGUCAGUAUACUGCGCCUGCGCCGAGAACCUGCUGCUAGCCGCGGCGGCGUUCGCCUGCGCAGAGGAGAGCGGCGUGCGCUUGCGCAGAAAAUUGGAGCCGCUUCGGCAGCGUUGGGGAGCAUGCAUAAACUUAAAUCAACUCAGAAGGACAAAGUCCGCCAGUUCAUGGCAUGCACCCAGGCUAGCGAGAAAACUGCUAUCUACUGCCUGACACAGAAUGAGUGGAAACUAGACGAGGCUACAGACAGCUUCUUCCAAAACCCAGAGGCGUUCCACCGAGAGUCUAUGAAGAGCACUGUGGACCAGAAGAAGCUGGAGCAGCUGUAUGGAAGGUACAAAGACCCACAGGAUGAAAACAAAAUCGGAGUUGAUGGGAUUCAGCAGUUCUGUGAUGAUCUGAACCUGGACCCUGCCAGUAUUAGUGUUUUGGUCGUAGCAUGGAAGUUCAGGGCUGCCACUCAAUGUGAAUUUAGCAAAAAGGAAUUUGUGGAUGGCAUGACAGAGCUGGGGUGUGAUAGCACAGAGAAACUGAAAGCUCUUCUUCCCAAGCUGGAGCAAGAGCUUAAGGACUCAGCCAAGUUUAAAGACUUUUACCAGUUCACCUUUACCUUCGCUAAGAACCCUGGGCAAAAGGGUUUAGAUUUAGAAAUGGCUGUUGCAUAUUGGAAGUUAGUAUUGUCUGGAAGGUUUAAAUUUUUAGAUCUUUGGAACACAUUUCUGUUGGAGCAUCACAAAAGAUCAAUUCCAAGGGAUACUUGGAACCUUCUCCUAGAUUUUGGAAACAUGAUUGCAGAUGAUUUGUCUAACUACGAUGAAGAAGGAGCCUGGCCUGUCCUUAUAGAUGACUUUGUAGAAUAUGCACGACCAGUGGUCACAGGUGGGAAACGUGGCCCUUUCUAAGUGAAAAAUCAGAUAGAUGGAGGGUAAGACAAGAUGUGCCCUAAAAGGAGACAACUGGGUUGGUUGCUGUGUGCGUUUGUUGCUGACUUCAGAAGUCUUCCUCGUCCAUUCAUGAAACAAAUCCUUACUCUGCUUAAGGCUGCAGUGGCUGACGUGUAGAAACAGAGGAGCUCCUCGGGAUGCUAGGGACGUGUCGUCAGAGCUAUUGCUUUAGGAGACAGACGCCUGCAUGACUUGUCUUUACAGAAAGCAACGUAGAACCUGUUGGCAGGGCUGAGAGCAUGCUGUUGAGUUCAUGAUGUCAAGGUGAGCACCAGCGGUUUCCAAAGCUGUGGAGUCACAUUGUAAUUAUGCUUCAAAAUAUCCUCUGUGUCUGCAGAGUGAUGGAUCUCUUAUACAAGUCCACGCUGUUAAAAACGUGCCCUGAUGAAGAUGGCCUUGUCAGAGAGCCUCCUGCUUUUAAUCUUGGUAUUCAAGAUUGAUAGUUUUGAAUUCUCAGAUCUCUAGAUUUACUAGAUUUUUUUUUAUUUUCUCUAGAAGACAUUGUUGCAAUUUGCACAGGGAUGGCACAGGAUGUAAUCCAGCAGGUUCAUUCCAAACUGUUUACAAGCUGGCGGGCCUGUUUUCCUUCUAAUAAGGUUAUUAUUAGGCCUGGAUGCUGCCUCCUGAGAAGUUUCUUAUUUUUUUAAUAUAUUUUAUUAUAUUUAAAAGGACAUUUUUCCAUGAGAAAUACUUCUUUUUGAGUGAUAAAUUAGAUUUACAAAUCAAAUGCACUGGUUCCCUUCACCUGUCUAUAAUGUCUUCAGUGCCCAGUGUCCAGCCCUUGGAUAGCCAUAUGCAUUUGGAAGCAAACACAUACGUCAUCUGAAAGAGUCUACACCCAAAGCCUCUGUGCUCCUCAUCUGCACCAUGCCACUGUGCCGUGUCAUCGUCUGCUUUUCUGGUGUUCAUGUGCUCCAGAGCCACUCGUGUGCACAGGCAUGGAGGACCUGGAUACCGUCUGCUCAUCUGGUGUCAAGCUUUGAACAUCACUGUGCUGACCCUACCUCACACUUGCCAAGACUUGGUGUCACAAGCGUGCCUUGCUGCCCGGCCUGCAACGUGGCCAUGGAGCAGAUAUGCUGGGCCCACUUCAGGACUCGGGACUGGUCAAAUGCCUAUGCACAGAAAGCAUGUCCCAGAUAUGCUGUUGGGGCAGCCUCUGGUCACGGGACAUGCUCCUGACUUAGGAAACAGCUCUGAGGCAUGUGUGCCCUGUAAUGAGGUGGACUGCUGAUGUUGAACAGGGAUCUCACAGAGGAGGUGGAGGAUUGGAACAGGAGGCCAGUCUCCACAAAGCCAACCCUCACUGUGUGAGAUGACGUCAUUAGUGACCUGUCAACACAGGUCUGUAAAGGGAAAACUGGAACAUCUUUGAGGGUGGACAUAACCAAACUGACCUAAUGAAAACCUGGAGGAUAAAGCAUCCUUCCAGGCUUUGUGGGUUCCUGACAUGUAGUUAACCUCUGUUCAGAGAAAUUUAUAGAUACAAAUAACUAAGUUCUGAAGGUCCGCAAUAUGCUCUUCUUUUUAAGAUUUAAAAUUCUUCAGGAAGACCAGUGAUAUGAUCCAGCAGGUCAAGGCACCUGCUGCCAAGCCUGACAACUGAGUUCAGUCCCUGGGAACCACAUGGUGGAAGAGAGAACUGACUCCCACAUGUACCGUGACAUGCAUGUAUUCCCCCUGCACACACACGUACUUACACAGUAAGUUAAGUAAAUAAGUGUAACUUAAAAUUUUAAACUCUAUGGGAUUGUCAAUAGGCUAUGAAGUACUAGUAAUUGAUAAAGGCUUUUCAAAGAAUUGUGCUCUCUGUUCUAUUAUUUACACUUGACCUGUGCAUGUUACAGAAAUGCUGAAAACUUCAGAAAUAGUAAAUAAAGUAUUUUCCCUGG
This is a messenger RNA of Peromyscus eremicus (cactus mouse), 3165 nucleotides long. It is a transcript of the gene Dcun1d2, whose product is annotated as defective in cullin neddylation 1 domain containing 2. Gene Ontology annotation, molecular function: ubiquitin conjugating enzyme binding; ubiquitin-like protein binding; cullin family protein binding. The record is from RefSeq and is a predicted model, not a curated record. Gene Ontology annotation, cellular component: ubiquitin ligase complex. The transcript has 7 exons. Gene Ontology annotation, biological process: positive regulation of ubiquitin-protein transferase activity; protein neddylation. Bases 452 to 1231 code for a protein of 259 amino acids. NCBI's taxonomy places the organism in Eukaryota, Metazoa, Chordata, Mammalia, Rodentia, Cricetidae.